Messenger RNA from Torulaspora globosa, 993 nucleotides. It is a transcript of the gene CDC10, whose product is annotated as septin CDC10. Gene Ontology annotation, molecular function: GTPase activity; molecular adaptor activity; GTP binding. The transcript has a single exon. Bases 1 to 993 code for a protein of 330 amino acids. The record is from RefSeq and is a predicted model, not a curated record. NCBI's taxonomy places the organism in Eukaryota, Fungi, Ascomycota, Saccharomycetes, Saccharomycetales, Saccharomycetaceae. Gene Ontology annotation, biological process: cytoskeleton-dependent cytokinesis. Gene Ontology annotation, cellular component: septin complex; cell division site; microtubule cytoskeleton.
AUGUCUACAUUAUCGAAUGCUGCAGUUCCCCACAGUGAGGUACAACCAACAUCGUACGUUGGUUUUGACACAAUUACGAGUCAGAUCGAACACCGUAUCUUGAAAAGAGGCUUUCAAUUCAAUAUCAUGGUCGUUGGUCAUUCAGGGCUGGGCAAAAGCACUUUGAUCAAUACUCUAUUUGCCUCUCAUUUGAUUGACUCUGCAACUGGGCUAGACAUAACCAACCAACCUAUCAAUAAAACGACUGAAAUUAAGGUCUCUAGCCAUUCAUUAGUCGAAGACAGGGUAAAAUUGAAUGUCAAUGUCAUCGAUACACCUGGUUUUGGUGAUCAAAUAAACAAUGACAAAGUAUGGGAACCAAUUGUCAAAUAUAUCAAGGAGCAGUACUCCCAGUACUUGCGCAAGGAAUUGACCGCGCAGCGUGAAAAAUACAUAAACGAUACUCGAGUUCAUGCUGUGCUCUACUUUCUUCAGCCCAACGGAAAAGGUCUUACGGCGUUAGACAUUGCCACAUUGAAGCGACUCACUGAAAUUGCUAAUGUCAUUCCUGUCAUUGGCAAGGCCGACACAUUGACUUUAGAAGAAAGGCUGCAGUUCCGCGAAAAUGUUCAAGAUGAGUUCAAGAAGCACAAGUUCAGAAUCUAUCCUUAUGAUUCUGCAGAACUCAAUGAGGAGGAGUUGGAGUUGAAUGAGAGUAUCCGAUCGAUCAUUCCUUUUGCCGUAGUGGGCUCUGAAAAAGAGAUCGAAAUAAAUGGAGAAACAGUAAGAGGCAGAAAAACACGCUGGGGUGCUAUCAAUGUCGAAGAUAUUAAUCAAUGUGAAUUCGUUUACUUAAGGGAGUUUCUGGUCAGAACACAUUUACAAGAUCUUAUCGAGAGUACAGCCUUCACGCACUAUGAGGCAUUCAGAGCCAGACAGCUCAUUGCUCUCAAAGAGAAUGCAACAAGUCGUACUUCUGCGCCUGUCUCAAAUAACUGGGUUUACCAGCGCUAA